GGCGGCGGCGGGCGCGGGGCGGCACCGUGAGAUGGCGGCUCCGCGCCGGCCGAGCGGCGGGGGGCUGCGGCGGGCCCCUCAGGACGGGCGGCUGGAGGAGAUCAACAAGGAAUUUCUCUGUGACCCGAAGUUCAGUGAUGAAGAAGACCUGGAGGAGAAGCUGGCGGUGUUCAAAGAGAAGUACAUGGAGUUUGACCUGAACAACCAAGGCGAGAUCGAUCUGAUGUCCGUCAAAAGGAUGAUGGAGAAGAUGGGGGCUCCGAAGACCCACCUGGAACUGAAGAAGAUGAUCUCUGAGGUGACCGGCGGGGUUAGCGAGACCAUCUCCUACCAGGACUUCGUCAACGUGAUGCUUGGCAAGCGCUCUGCUGUACUGAAGCUGGUUAUGAUGUUUGAAGGAAAAGCCAAUGAAAGCAACCCAAAACCUUCUGGUCCGCCUCCAGAGAGAGACAUAGCCAGCCUCCCUUGAAGAGAGCAGGCUGGGAAAUUGGCACUGUUUGCUUUGCUGGUCUGUAACAGGGGUUACCUGUGCUUUGGUACUCUUUACUGUGGACAGUCCUAGUUUUCAACUAACCUGCCUUAGAGGAACAGCAAGGGAAGCUGGAGUCCCCAGCUUGGGUCUUUCUGCUGCACCCCUUAGCUAACUUGAUUUGUUAGAAGCUGUAGCACCAAGUGUAAUGUGAGACAAAAAAAAAAAAACAAA
This is a messenger RNA of Cygnus atratus (black swan), 703 nucleotides long. RefSeq names its product allograft inflammatory factor 1 like (gene AIF1L). Gene Ontology annotation, biological process: actin filament bundle assembly; ruffle assembly. The coding region runs from base 32 to 469 and encodes 145 amino acids. The record is from RefSeq and is a predicted model, not a curated record. Lineage: Eukaryota; Metazoa; Chordata; Aves; Anseriformes; Anatidae. The transcript has 5 exons. Gene Ontology annotation, molecular function: calcium ion binding; actin filament binding. Gene Ontology annotation, cellular component: actin filament; ruffle membrane.